AUGGGGUUGAGAAAAUUUUCCUUUCUUGCAUUUGUAUGGUUUGCCCUUCUUGUUGGUUCCAAUGCUGAAGAACAAUAUUCGAAGCAAGAGAGGCGGCCUAUUAAGACCUUUAAGACAAUUUAUGGAGAGACCAUCGAUUGUAUCGACAUGUAUAAACAACCAGCAUUCGACCACCCUUUACUGAAAGAUCAUAAGCUUCAGACAAAACCAAGCUUUUCACUCAACGAAAAAAAGCAGAGACAGAAAGCACAAGUUAACCAACUUGAGAGACCACAUGUUUUGGAUAGCUGUCCUGAUGAGACCAUUCCAAUUCUCAGAAGGACAAAGGAAUAUUGGACGAGAGCCAAAUUGCUUGAGCAGACAUGUCCACAGAUAUAUCAUCCUUCGACUCCUAAUUCUGCAAGUUUUCAAUAUGCUCUUCUGACGCUGAAAAGCCCUGAUAUUGCUUUUAGCGGAGCAAGGGCAUUCAUUUCUUAUUACAUUCCAAAGUGUGAUUAUGGACAAUUUAGUGGAGGUCAGAUCUGGAUCCUCGACAACAAUAGGUUAGCAAACAUACAAGUUGGAUGGAGGGUGCAUCCAGAUCUAUACGGGGAUAAUCAGAAUCAUUUCCUUACUUCCUGGCGAGAUAUCAACACCAAGGAUUGGUGGUUGAUAAUUACCAAGGACGGCGGGGACAUUAAAUUAGGCUAUUGGCCGGCUAAGAUAUUGCCUACUUUGGCGGGCGGCGCCAGAACACUGGAGUUCGGCGGAAUAGCGUCCGCGGACGACGGCAUGCGCUUCCCGGCGAUGGGGAGCGGACAGUUUCCGGACCAGUCGUACCUUCGUGCUUGCCACGUGAGACAAAUUCAAUACUUUGAUCAGAGUUCGCAAACUUGGAUGGCGCCCGAGUCUACUCCACCGGAAAACAUAGUCGCGACUUCGAAAGCUUGCUAUGGCGCCGCCGUCGACAACAGCUUCAAAGACUAUGGCUAUACCCUGUUGUUCGGGGGACCCGGUGGAGAUAAUUGUUGA
Molecule: messenger RNA, 1011 nt
Organism: Eucalyptus grandis
Lineage: Eukaryota; Viridiplantae; Streptophyta; Magnoliopsida; Myrtales; Myrtaceae
Exons: 6
Coding region: 1-1011 (336 amino acids)
Source: RefSeq, a predicted model, not a curated record